Messenger RNA from Xiphias gladius (swordfish), 5106 nucleotides. RefSeq names its product F-box and leucine-rich repeat protein 4 (gene fbxl4). Gene Ontology annotation, biological process: SCF-dependent proteasomal ubiquitin-dependent protein catabolic process. Bases 682 to 2523 code for a protein of 613 amino acids. Lineage: Eukaryota; Metazoa; Chordata; Actinopteri; Istiophoriformes; Xiphiidae. The transcript has 10 exons. Gene Ontology annotation, cellular component: SCF ubiquitin ligase complex. The record is from RefSeq and is a predicted model, not a curated record. Gene Ontology annotation, molecular function: protein binding.
CACAAGGUAAAUGGCAGGAAUGUGGUUUGCUGGCUGAAAUAUCCUGAUAAAAGGAAGAAGAGGAUUUCUCCCCAUGAAUGGACACAUCGAUCUGCGUUUACCGUUGUCCCUACACGAAGUGGUGCUAAAAACCUGUACAGCAGGGAGUUGUCAGAACCCAGACCUCGAGGUGCCUGGUGUCCUGCAGGCCAGCCCUGCCACUCUUGGUUUGUGUGUACCUUGCAUCAGGCAUGGUGUAACUGUGUGGGAGAACGGAGCCUGCAGGACACUAGUCACUCAGGCCCGGAAGGAGUACUCAGGCUAGAGCUUUUUGAUGAUUUGGGGUGUUAACAUGCAUUUUGACUUCCCAGUUUGACCUGAUAAUCCUGCUUUCAUGUUAAUUUGCUACGUGCAUUUUUUUUUUCAUGAGGAUUGGUCUUUAUUAGAAAUAGAUAUAUUUCCAUCAUGCGCAAACAGCAGUACCCGGCAACCUUUGGAUGACAGGGGGGCUGUGGCAAUUGUAGAUAAGUAGUGUCACCAUGAAUCACAUUAAUACCAGGAGUGUCAUGCAUGCAGCCGGCCCUCUAGCCUGCGCUUUGUACACCCCCAGCCCUUGAGCCUGUGUGCUUCCACUAGGUGGAGGCUCUUCCUCCCUCUAGCCUCCGUUUCUCCCCUCUGCCCCCGUCAACCCCGGAGCUCCCUAUGUUAACCCUCUUGAGCAUGUUUUACUAUAUCUGUCUGCGGCGACGCUCCAGGAGUGGGACUCGAGGUGAGGCUCUGACCAGUCGACGGGCCGUGGAGUCAGGUCAGCGAGCGGUGUUGCCGGUCAGUGUGGAGGUGGAGCAGUAUGCAAAGGAGGUUCUGGACUUCAGUUCCCACUAUGGCAGUGAGAAUAGCAUGUCCUACACCAUGUGGAACCUGGCUGGGGUACCCAACGUGUACCCCAGCUCAGGGGACUUCACCCAGACGGCUGUAUUCAGAGCUUAUGGGACUUGGUGGGAACAGUGUGCCAGUGCUCCGCCACCUUUCCGCCGCACCCCUAAAGGCUUCUACAGCCAGGAUUAUAUUGAGCUGGGCUUUGAGGAGCCUGUCUAUCCUACAGCAGUAGAGGUGCUUGAGACUUAUUACCCUGGAGCUAUUGUCCAGAUCCUGGCCUGCUCUCACAACCCCUUCUCCCAGAACCCACCUACUGAUGUCAGGUGGGAGGUGCUGUGGUCAGGGGAGCCCACCAAGAUGCUGACCCCCCAGGCGCGCCAGUUUUCCCCUAACAUCAAGCAUAUCAGCUUCCCUACCAACCUGCUGCGUGUGGAGGUCAACAGCUCUUUGCUGGAUUACUACACUGAGCUGGAUGCUGUUAUUCUCCGUGGAGUAAAAGAGAGGCCCAUGCUGGCCCUAUAUAAGAUGCCUGUCAUCGACAUUUGUGACCUGAGUGACAGUGAGGAGGAGCUGUCUGAUAUGGGCGGGCCUUUCCGGCAAGGAGGAGAUGGCAAGCACCAGAGGACAGGAAAUGGCUUCUUUGACAAGCUGCCCUAUGAGCUCAUCCAGCUGAUACUGAGCCACCUGACCCUGCCAGACCUCUGCCGUCUGGCCCAGAGCUGUAAGCUGCUGCACCAGCACUGCUGCGACCCACUGCAGUACACCCAGCUGAGUCUGCAGCCCUACUGGGCCCGGCUGAGUGACGCUUCUCUGGGACACCUGCAGGGCCGCUGCACCCUCCUCCAGAGGCUCAACCUGUCCUGGACUGGCAACCGUGGAGCUCUCACCCUGACCGGCUUCAGCAGUUUCAUGAAGGCUUGUGGUCUCAGCUUAGUCUGUCUAGAGCUGUCGUGCUGCCAUUUCCUGAACGAGGCCUGUCUGGAGGUCAUCUCGCAGACUUGUCCAGAGCUGCAAGAGCUCAACCUGUCCUCCUGCGACCGUCUCCACCCGCAGGCCUUCACUCACAUCUCUAAACUAAUCCGUCUACGCAGGCUGGUGCUCUACCGGACCAAGAUAGAGCAAACAGCUAUUCUGAGCAUCCUGACUUUCUGCAUUGAGCUGAGACACCUCAACCUAGGGAGCUGUGUGUGGAUUGAGGACUAUGACGUUGUGGCCAGUAUGCUGGCUGCUCGCUGUCGCUCACUCUGCUCACUGGACUUGUGGCGUUGCAGAAACCUGACAGAUCGAGGCCUAACCGAGCUCGUCUCCGGCUGUAGGAUGCUGGAGGAGUUGGACCUGGGCUGGUGUCCCACACUGCAGAGCAGCACUGGAUGUUUCCAGUACCUUGCCCGCAGUCUGCCACGCCUGCGCAAACUCUUCCUCACCGCCAACCGCACCGUCUGCGACUCAGACAUAGAGGAGCUGGCUGCCAGCUGCCCCUCACUGCAGCAUCUUGACAUACUGGGUACGCGGUUGGUGAGUGCUGCGUCGCUGAAGAAACUCCUCCAGUCGUGUCCUCGACUUCUCCUCCUGGACAUCUCCUUCUGCUCCCAGAUAGACAUGCGGGUCGUCCAAGAGCUCUGUGGCCUCUUCCCCAAUGUUGCCAUCAAGAAGAGUUUCACUCAAUGACCCCAGCACCGUUUCAUUUCCCACUGUCCAGAGGAAGUAAGAGCGGGGAGGUGCUCACCAGCAAACACUGCCCCGGAGUGAAUAAGAGGUCAGACGCUGGAGGAGAUUGCAGACCUGCCUCGAUCUGUAUGACAGACAAGACCUUUUGGUCGUCAGUAAAUAAAGCAGUUGGACUGGGUGAGGCGGUUCUACAGACUCCUAGUUAAGGAUUAUAGAACACAAGACUUUUUUGUUGUUAUUUUUUGGACGCUUGAAAUCAGGGUUGUUGCAGUAGAACUGCUUCAUCUUCCCAGAAUAUCAAUCACCACUUAUGUAUUGCAAGAAGCACAGGCUAUAAAAUAUGUCUUGCUACUGGAGGACACACAAACAAACCAAUAUUUGUGAGAAAUCCUCCCUGGAACAUCUUGUGAAGACAAUGAAAAGGGACAAAAAAAAGUAUAAAACAUACCCUUAUCGAAAACUGUGAGAAAAACUAGCAUUUGGUAGUCCUAUACUCAUGAUAGCUGGUAACAGAUUUAAAGAUCAGGGCCUUGGUCAGUGCCUUGUCAGAAUGUGCAGCCAACAUGGACUAUUUUAAUGCAUGAUGGUCAUUCUGACGGCAUCUGUCAACAUCAACAUAAAAAAUGCUGUUGUGUUCAGAGGUUUUGGGAGCGUUAAAGGUGAAACAAAGGGGUGAACGCAGCCUUAAUUCACACACUGCACUGUGUGGAUUGUGCCAACUUAAACCUUAAUGCAAGUAUCACAAGUUAUUUGUUGCUGCAAACUGACUUCAGAAUCAUACACAAAGAUGUCAUGUGUAAGUGAAACAAAAACAACUCACCAUCAACUGUCCUUGCACCUGAGAUUCACUAACAACAUGUUUGUAUAAAAGAAAAAAAACACGUGAGAACUUGUGAAAAACCAAACUGGAACAAAGUUAAUGUUAAUUUACACGUUCUGUAAAUGCAGAAGUAGAAAAAACACCCGAGGCAUCAAAUCAACAGCAGACAGAACGACUCAUUUGAAAUAAGAGCAGUGAGAAGUAACAGUUCAAGAGUCUAAAACCCAAAGAUGUACAAUAUACAGCAGCAGAAAACAGAGAACAGCAGCUAAUCCUCACUUGGAAGAAGGUGAAACCAGUGACUGUUUGACAUUUAGCUUUGCUUUUAAAAAUAAUGACUGAAACAAUUAGUACAUUAUCUAAAGUUUUAUUCUCAAUUGACCUUUUAAUGAGUUGCCUAAUAACUUCAGGUCUAAUCUGUCGACCUGACAGCUCUGAUGCCAGAAAUCCAUUUAAAAUUUUCCAAUAGCAUUAUAUGGAAUAGUUUUCCACCAUACUUUACUCUACAGAUGGAUAUAACAAUGAUAUAUAAAUUAGAAAAGAGCUCUAAUUGAGAUUGUGGCAUGGUGGUUGCCUUCUUAAUCAAAUACACAAGGCUUAUGUUAAACCGAACUUUUCAUUUAAUUUCCUAAUUUCUGUUUAAAUCUGCCGUUUAAUUGAAAUAGCAUUUUUUGUUCAGUUACGUUUUUGGUUAUGUGAGGUUCUUCUAAACACUUUAUCUGACCCAAGUAAAGCAAAACUUCGGGUCAGGUUUUGAAGUCAGCUUUGCCAACGUUAAUGGUAUUAAACUGAUAAUCGUGCAUGCUCAGGUCAUACAGGUCAUUCCUUUUGUCAUUAGUAAUUGUUUUGGCCAUUAUUUUUUAAGGGAUUGGGAAGGGGGUGGUAGGCUUUAGGUCGCAGACACACAGUUUUGUCUCCAGAGCUAAAUGAAUAAGUUUGAAUGUCGCUGGUCCCACAGUGCUUUCAUGAUGUGGCAUGUUUUUCCUGUUGUUAUUUACAUAAAGCUGUUUGUCACUGCUGUUAAACUACAGCCACCUACUUAUGUUCUUACCUACCAAAAUGGAGUUCUACCGAUGGCAAGGAGUACUGCGACUUAAGAUGAGGAUAGUAUGUUAAAAUAACACCGUGUAAAUACUCUGCGUGAUCUCAGUGUUUGUCCUGAAACUCAGGGGUUAUAUAUUUCAACUGGUUUUAAUUUUUUUUUUUAAACAUAUAUUUUACUCCAGAAACCAGCACAACAGACAUCUUUCUAGACAGUAACUGAGUCUGCUUCAAGGUUACCUGCCAUAAGUGUUGCUCUUAAACAACAAAUACACAUGACAGAAAUGAUUAGCUAGCACUGAAGUAACUUAGAAAAAGGAAAAAAUUAUAGCUUAUUGGGUGUUGAAUGUUGAAGUAAUUGUAUGAUUGUGAAAAAUAUAUUCCUGUUAUUAAUUAUUUAAUUUUUGUAAUAUAUAAAGCCACAUUUGCAAUGUGUAAGCAUAAGUGCUUGAAAAGCAUUUCUUUUUUUUUUUAAAAACUUGAAGUUUUCUUUUGAGCACAUGCUAUUAGUCAAUAUUUGUGCCUUAUACUCCUGUUUGAAUGUGGUGUGAUGUCCAUGUGGUAUAGACUGUAGUGAAGUGCUUUGCUUUUAUGCCCUUCAACCAAAGUAAUACACAGAAACCUGGUCAUUAGUCCCACUAUUAUAUUUGACCAGUUUAUAUGCCAUAUAUUGUAUAUCAGCCAUGUUAAUUAAUAUGCAAAAUUAUAUUUAUUUAUACUUC